AUGCGGCCGCAAGGGCGGAAGCUCGCUCUCAUUCUCGAAUGGCAGCCAAGGCGAUCAGACCUAGGAGCGGACUUCAACCCGGAGUGGUACAGCGGCACGAGCGUCGGCACGCCGGAUCCAAGGACGCCACAUAGCCACGUGGUCUCCCACAAAGCCGUCAAGCGCAUACCGCGCCCCGAGCAGCGCCCCCAGAGCGGCCCAGCAGCGCCCAACAAGCGCCCAGUGAUCGGCGUCAGUGCACCACCAGCGGCACCCACCCACGUGCCCACCAGGAGCACGCACAGCGCGGGCACCGCGCCCUCAGCAGCGUCACCCGCGCCGCCAGCUGCGCCAUCAGCAGCGCAGACCCAGCAGCGUCCCGCGCCGUGCAGUGCCACCCACGUGGCCAUCAGGUACCCACAGAGCGCCACCAGCAGCGCCAACAGCAGCGCCAACCGCGCCGGACACGUGGUCACCAGCCACACAACGAGCGUCACCAGGAGCGCGCAACGAGCGGCCCCGCGCCCUCAGCAGCGUUCAGCGUCCAUCGGGCGGCGUCAUUUGCACCACCGAGCGCCACCAGCAGCGCCCACAGCAGCGUCCUCAGCGGCAUCCGCGCCCAACGCACAGCCCCACGAGCGGCUACCACCGAGCGCCAUCAAGCAGGGCAACAGUCGUGCCCACCGAGCGCUCACCACACCGAUCAGCGCUGCCGCGCAUCAGCCGCGCCACGGGAAGCGCCCACCACGUGCUCACCAGGAGUGCCCAACAGGCGGCAUUAGCAGCGCCAACCGAGCGCCAAUCACCGCGCCCACAGCAGCGCCCAUCAGCAGCGCCCAGCCGCGCCCUCAGCAGCGCCAACCGCGCCGGAUACGUGGUCACUAG
Drosophila suzukii is the source of this 864-nucleotide messenger RNA. Lineage: Eukaryota; Metazoa; Arthropoda; Insecta; Diptera; Drosophilidae. The record is from RefSeq and is a predicted model, not a curated record.